GAUGCGCUGGGGAUCAGCUGAUGGGGAAUCACUUCCUCACUGAAUUGGCGAUGUUUUGACGGAGUAUUUCUCCAUAAUACAGCGCUGGAUCAUCCUUCAUGUAAAUUCAGUCACAUUUAAAGUUUCUCUUCAUGAAUACCUCAGACAGUGAAGAGGACUCCUACAACGAGAGGUCCGCUCUGGUCCAGUCCGAAAGCCCAACCGUGCCCUCAUACAACCAAGAUCAUGCCAUGUCUCUCCCCCAGGACACAGACAGCAAACGGAGUGGUGCGGUUCGCUCGAGGUCCGCCUCGGGCUCUGGAGAUGCCGGGCCGGUGGAUAGAGAGCGCACAGACACCCCUGAUGGAGAAGAAGAGGAGCUCACACUCAAAUACGGCGCGAAACACGUCAUCAUGCUCUUCAUCCCCGUCACGCUCUGCAUGGUGGUCGUAGUGGCCACGAUCAAGUCCGUCAGUUUCUACACCGAGAAGAGCGGACAGCGGCUCAUUUACACCCCUUUUGAAGAAGACCCGAACUCAGUGGGCCAGCGUCUGCUGAAUUCUGUGCUCAACACUCUGGUCAUGAUCAGUGUGAUCGUCUUCAUGACCAUCAUCCUGGUGCUGCUCUAUAAGUACCGCUGCUAUAAGUUCAUUCACGGCUGGCUGAUUCUGUCCUCACUGAUGCUGCUCUUCUGGUUCAGCUUCAUGUAUCUGGGAGAGGUCUUCAAGACGUAUAAUGUGGCGAUGGACUACCCGACGCUGGUGAUGAUCAUCUGGAACUUCGGUGUGGUGGGCAUGAUCUGCAUCCACUGGAAGGGUCCGCUGCGGCUCCAGCAAGCGUAUCUCAUCGUCAUCAGUGCCCUCAUGGCCCUCAUCUUUAUUAAAUACCUGCCAGAGUGGUCCGCCUGGGUCAUCCUGGGAGCCAUCUCUAUAUACGAUCUGAUCGCGGUGUUGUGUCCAAAAGGCCCGUUGAGGAUGCUGGUGGAAACGGCUCAAGAAAGAAAUGAGCCCAUUUUCCCUGCGCUCAUAUAUUCAUCUGCCAUGGUCUGGAUGGUUGGAAUGGCUGACUCUAAUAAUACAGAUUCAGCUGGUGGAAGGCGGCGCAGUGGGGGCGGAGUUCGGACACAAGAAGGGGUGGAGUCAGAGGAUGAUGCGCCUCAGGCAGGGAGGAGGCAGUAUUCAGCAGAAGAGGACCUGGAGGAAGACCGAGGAGUGAAGCUGGGGCUGGGAGACUUCAUCUUCUACAGUGUGCUGGUGGGAAAAGCAGCGGCGACUGGAGGAGACUGGAACACCACACUGGCCUGCUUUGUGGCCAUUCUCAUCGGUCUGUGUCUGACGCUCCUUCUGCUGGCCAUCUUCAAGAAGGCUCUUCCGGCUCUGCCCAUCUCCAUCACCUUCGGCCUGGUCUUCUACUUCUCCACAGAUAAUCUGGUGCGGCCCUUCAUGGACAGCUUGGCAGCGCAUCAGUACUACAUCUGACAGACUUUUAAGAGCCCUCAUCAGGUCACACACUCAGAGCGUUUUCUGAGACGCUCUCGGUGAGUCCAGCACACCUGUAAAUAUAUCAAACCAUCUUCUACGUUUUGGUUUCGCUCACAUCAGCACUGUGGAGUUGCUAUUUUUUUUUAACAUGGUAAACAUUAAAGUAAGGUGGUUUUUCUUAAACAACGACGACUUCCAAAGAGAAAGAGGAAAAUGCUGCUAGAUUCAGUAAAUGUGGCCUACGUGUUUGGUAGGUUCAAGCAUAAUAAACGAAUGACACAAA
Danio aesculapii is the source of this 1743-nucleotide messenger RNA. It is a transcript of the gene psen2, whose product is annotated as presenilin 2. The transcript has 11 exons. Gene Ontology annotation, biological process: Notch receptor processing; protein processing; amyloid precursor protein catabolic process. The coding region runs from base 132 to 1457 and encodes 441 amino acids. The record is from RefSeq and is a predicted model, not a curated record. Gene Ontology annotation, cellular component: apical plasma membrane; perinuclear region of cytoplasm; neuronal cell body. NCBI's taxonomy places the organism in Eukaryota, Metazoa, Chordata, Actinopteri, Cypriniformes, Danionidae. Gene Ontology annotation, molecular function: aspartic endopeptidase activity, intramembrane cleaving.